Ipomoea nil (Japanese morning glory) is the source of this 3230-nucleotide messenger RNA. RefSeq names its product probable leucine-rich repeat receptor-like protein kinase At5g49770. The coding region runs from base 166 to 2991 and encodes 941 amino acids. Gene Ontology annotation, biological process: protein phosphorylation. The record is from RefSeq and is a predicted model, not a curated record. The transcript is spliced from 19 exons. Gene Ontology annotation, molecular function: ATP binding; protein binding; protein kinase activity. NCBI's taxonomy places the organism in Eukaryota, Viridiplantae, Streptophyta, Magnoliopsida, Solanales, Convolvulaceae.
UAUGUUGUACAGCCUUGUUAUCUAGAUAUAUUGCUGUUUAGAGCUAGGCUUUGUAGGCACCAAAUUCUUUAUUGGCGUUAAUUACAAGGUUGAUAUAGGUUUAUUAUACCAUAGUGCUUUGGUUUUGAGGGUUGAUCAGAGGUUGACUUCUUGCAAUUUGGGAAAAUGGGUUCAAGAAUUCUGGUCUUUUUCCUUAUAUUUUCCAUUCAAAUCUAUACUAUUCUGGCAGAAACAAACGCUGAUGAUUUGUCUGCUCUAAAUGCCCUCAAGUCAAGCUGGAGCAACUUGCCACCAAAUUGGUCGGGGGCGGAUCCUUGCGGGAGCAAUUGGGAUGGCAUUGUCUGUAACAACUCCAGAGUGGUCGCAAUAAAGUUAUCUGGAAUAGGGCUGGAAGGCAGUGAGUUUGGAGAUCUUGGGUCAUUCACUGAGUUGCAACAUUUGGAUCUCUCGAACAACCUUGGCCUGAAAGGAACUUUACCAUCUUCAAUUGGAAAUCUGAAGAAUUUGACAACCUUAAUUUUAGUUGGUUGCAGUUUCUUUGGUCCAAUUCCAGAUUCAAUUGGAUCUCUACAGCAACUGGUCUUUAUAUCUCUGACUUCUAACAGCUUCAAUGGACCAAUCCCACGUUCAAUAGGCAAUUUGUCUAAACUUUCGUGGUUAGAUUUAAGUGACAAUAAACUUACUGGUGAUAUCCCAGUCUCUAAUGGACAAGGGCCUGGUUUGGACAACUUAACCAAUACCAGACACUUCCAUUUGUCCCAGAAUCAGCUCUCUGGCCGCAUCCCAGAAAAACUCUUCCGUCCCAACAUGAAGCUAAUACAUGUGAUUCUUGAUCACAAUCAGCUGCGUGGCGAAAUACCUCCAAGUCUUGGACUUGUGCGGACUUUAGAAGUUGUACGACUUGAUUCAAAUGCACUAAAUGGAUCUGUUCCGGAUAACCUCAAUAACCUUACGGGUUUAAAUGAGCUGUACUUGUCUAAUAACAAUCUGACAGGACCUCUUCCUAACCUAUCAUCCAUGAACACCCUUCACUAUUUGGACAUGAGCAAUAAUAGUUUUGACGCCUCAGAGAUUCCUCGAUGGCUUUCAAGCCUCCUGUCAUUAACAACAGUACAUAUGGUGAACACAACACUUCAAGGCAAAAUCCCAGUUGGUUUCUUUAGCCUUCCUCAAUUGGAGACAGUAGUAUUAUCCAACAAUAAUCUCAGCGGAACCUUGGACAUAGGCAGCAGCUACCCCAAAAAUUUGACCGUUGAUUUGCAGAAUAAUUCCAUCGUCGAUUUUGAACAGAAAAACAAUUACAAUAUGACGAUGGUGCUUACUGGGAAUCCCAUUUGCAAGGGAAAUGAAGCAAAAGAAAACUAUUGUAUUGUUCAGAAGAACAACAACAAUCCAUUGUUAUCAUCAGGGAACUGUCCAAACUUAAAUUGUGGUUCAGGCAAAAUACAAAGUCCCAAUUGCAAGUGUUCAAAUCCACAAACGGGAACUCUGCACUUUUUCUCCUUUUCCUUCUCAAACUUUGAGAACUCGACUUAUUUUAGAUCCCUUAAUGGCUCUUUGAUGGCUGCAUUCCUAUCCCGUGGAUUACCUGUGGAUUCAGUUUCUGUUACUGAUCCAACCAUUGAUGUUUAUCAAUACCUCACGUUCAGAGUGCAAAUCUUUCCUUCGGGGCAAGAUACUUUCAACAGAACUGGAUAUUCAGAUGUUGGUUUCCUGCUCAACCGUCAACCUUUCGAUGUUGAAUAUUUUGGACCCUUCUUCUACAAAGCUGACGAGUAUUGCUGUUUCGGAGGAUCCAAAAAGUCAUCACAUACUGGCAUCAUUAUCGGAGUCGCAGUAGGCGCUUCUGUUUUUGUUGUGUUACUAGUCUGUAUUGCAGUCUAUGCUUUUCGCCAGAGGUCAAGGGCAAAUAGAGCUACUGGAAAGAACAACCCUUUUGCCUCCUGGAAUCCUGAUAAGAGUGGUAGCGUUCCACAACUCAAAGGAGCAAGGUGGCUCUCAUUUGAAGAGACACGGAAAUGCACAGACAACUUUUCGGAUGCCAAUUGCAUUGGAGUUGGGGGUUAUGGGAAGGUUUACAAAGGACUUCUUGCUACAAGGGAGUUAGUUGCCAUCAAACGAGCUCAGCAGGGGUCAAUGCAGGGAGCAUUAGAGUUCAAAACAGAAAUCGAGCUUUUGUCCAGAAUUCACCAUAAGAAUGUGGUCAACCUUGUGGGAUUCUGUUAUGAGCAAGGUGAACAAAUGCUGGUUUAUGAGUACAUUCCUAAUGGUACUUUAAGGGAAAGCCUUUCAGGAAAGUCCGGUAUCCAAUUGGAUUGGAUGAGGAGACUGAAAAUAGCCCUCGAUGCAGCCAGAGGCUUGGCAUAUUUACAUGAGCUUGCUGAUCCUCCCAUCAUACACAGAGAUGUUAAGUCCAACAACAUUUUACUUGAUGACAACUUGAAUGCUAAAGUUGCAGAUUUUGGCCUUUCGAAACUUUUGGGAGAUGCUGGCAAGGGGCAUGUCAGCACCCAAGUCAAAGGCACAUUGGGAUACCUGGACCCUGAAUACUACAUGACACAACAGCUGACGGAUAGAAGUGAUGUAUACAGCUACGGGGUGGUCCUACUAGAGCUUAUAACUGCGAGGCCACCCAUAGAACGAGGAAAGCACAUAGUGAGAGUGGUGUCCGAAGCAAUGGACGAUCAAAAGGACAGCAGCAAACUCGAUCAGGUGGUAGAUCGGGUUCUCACACCUCAUAGAGACCCUGAUGGCCUGCAAAAGUUUAUCAACUUGGCCAUGAGUUGUGUACGAGAAUCUGCAGCAGAGAGGCCUUCAAUGGGGGAGGUGGUGAGGGAGAUUGAGAAUAUCAUUCAGAUGGCUGGAAAAGUACUUACUUCAUCUUCCAGCUUUGAGGAGGGUAGUAAUCAAGGGAUUAGGAAUAAUAACUCUUAUGAUAGUAAGGCCUUUGAUUAUAGUGGCACUUUCUUACCUUGGGCCAUUGAUAUGUGAUUUUGAGUAUUAGUAGAGGUAGAUUGGUUGUUUGUCCAUGAAUAGUGUAUUCUUGAGAUAUGUAAGUGAUGGUUGUAAUCAGUAACUGCAACUUUCUUUAAUUGUUUUUUUUUUUUUUUUUUUUUUUUUUUUUCCAACUUGUAUUGUAAUAUCCUAGAAAUAAAUGUUUCUUGAUUCAUUGUACAAGAUAACAGCAGACAAGUGUCCGCAGUGUGUUGUCCAUAAUAUCAUUUGAAAAA